Vicia faba (fava bean) is the source of this 549-nucleotide messenger RNA. The record is from the annotation of a GenBank genome assembly. Lineage: Eukaryota; Viridiplantae; Streptophyta; Magnoliopsida; Fabales; Fabaceae.
AUGCUCCUGGAUUUGGUCCUUGGAUUUGAUUAUCACAAGAGUGGGGAUACAAUAAAUCUGAGUGAGUUACACUCUUCAAAGGGGCACAAAUGCAUAUGGUAUGUGCUGUCUGGAUAUGCCACUGUUCUGGUUACUGCUUUGGCAGCUAGAGUCUUGACUCACUCACCUCAACCUGCACUCCUCGAUCUGGAAGUAACAACACAAGGGAGUUUUGUUGGAAGCUGCAGUGUUGAUGAUGAUGCACCCAUCUGGUCAAUGCAAGUGAAUGACAGUAACAAUGAAGAAGAUGAUGUGGAGGAAGAAAUAGCUAAGGAAGAUGAUGAUGACGAUGAUGAUGAAGAGGACUAUUAUGAUGUUGAUGAAGAUGAUUAUGAAUGUGGUUUGGGGGUUGAUGAACUUGAUGAUGAGAUUUUGAAAAAAGAAGAAGAUGAAAGUGUUGGUGGUGGUGAUUAUGAGUCUAAUGUGUUGCAUUUGAAGGGAUUGUCGAUGUCGAAAGGGAAACAUCUUUGUUUUGAUGAGGAGGAUGAUGAGGGAAAAUCUUAUAUAUGA